AUGCCGCCAGAGCAGCUCCAACCCAGCCAGCCCUUCUCGGGCGUCGGAGGUGGUCCCUCCGACUCCUUGGGGCAGAUCCGCCUCCCGGUGACCUUCAGAACCCGCGACAACUUCCGCACGGAGCUGGUCAACUUUGACAUCGCCCGCAUCGGCCUCUCGCACAACGCCAUCCUGGGGUACCCCGCCUUGGCCCAGUUCAUGGCCGCGACCCAUCCGGGCUAUAACCUCAUGAAGAUGCCCGGGAGUGGCGGCGUCCUCACCGUGGCCGGAGAUACCAAAGAAGCUUUCCUGGUGCUCAAGUUCGCCCUCAAGCUCGGGAGAAACGCCGAGGCCUAUGUCGAUGACAUCAUGGUGAAGUCUCGGGAGGCCAAGACCCUGAUACAAGACCUGGAAGAAACCUUCACGUGCCUUCGUGAAGUGGACCUGCAGCUCAACCCAGAGAAGUGCGUGUUUGGCGUUCCUUCCGGCAAGCUUCUGGGCUUCCUCGUCUCCCACAAAGGAAUCAAGGCCAACCCAGAGAAGGUCAAGCUGAUGAAGAAGAAGGGCCCGUUUGAAUGGACACCGGAGGCUGAUGAAGUGUUUCAAGACCUCCAUAGGUAUCUGAACAGCCCUCCUGUGAUGGUGGCGCCACGCCGCCUCAAGCCCCCGGUACUCUACCUCGCCGCCACGCCCUACUCCGCCAGCGCAGCUCUCGUGGCGGUUCGGGAAGAGCGCCGGGUCAAGGCUGCGUUGUGCCCAGCCACGGCCCCAGCCAUGGCGGCACAAGACCAAGAAGGCCUCGCGAAGGCCACGGCCUCGGCAGAUGGAGUCCAGCCUCAGCAGGAAGACGCCCCUAGGACUGAAGAGGUCACGCCAGGUCACCCCAUCAAAGUCGUCUCGGCCUACCCGUUGGAAAGGGUACUCAGGAGCCCCAAUUCAGCCAGAAGAGUCACUGAAUGGAACAUCGAGCUGCAAGCGUUCCAGCUGGAAUUCAGCACAACCAGGGUCAUCAAGGGAGCUGCCCUUGCAGAUUUUGUGGCGGAGUGGACAGAGGCGCCAGGGCUCGAAGCAGGCAAAGAUCGGUGGCUUUCCCCAGGAAGCGAAGCACCAAACGGCUGGGUCAUGUACUUCGAUGGAGCAUUCUCGCGACACGGCGCGGGAGCCAGCGCAGUGCUCGUAUCCCCCACUCAGGACAAGCUCUAUUACGCCGUGCAACUCUAUUUCCAGCAGGGCGAAAAGGUUUCCAACAACAUAGCAGAAUACGAGGGCCUCAUAGCCGGCUUAAGGGCCGCGGCCACACUGGGGGUAAAGCGCCUCAUCGUCAAGGGGGACUCAAAGCUCCCCGUCAACUUCUCCAAAAAAGUAUACGAGCCCAGGGACGAGCACAUGGAGGUGUAUCUUGCAGAAGUGUGCAAGAUGGAAAAGCAGUUUCUGGGGCUGGAGCUGCAGCACGUGCCUCGCGGCACCAACCAGCAGGCUGAUGACAUCGCCAGGAGGGCAUCGAGGCGGCUGCUUCAGGAGCCUGGCGUUUUCGAGGAGCGACUCUUCAAGCCCUCAGCAGCACCGUUGCUAUCAAGCACAACGCAGCCUCGGGAGCAACUCCCCCAACCGCCCGCCUCAGGAGCUCCGGCCUGUGGCCUGGCCUCAGGAGCACGCUUGCUCCUGGCGCUGGAGCCUCAGGAAGGAUGCUGGACCGCGGAGCUCAAGGAUUACCUGACGCAAGGGACUCUACUAGAGAAGGAUGAGGAUGCGGAACGCAUUCAUCAGCCAGCUCAGGGCUUGCAGACCAUUCCACUCUCAAGGCUGUUCGCGGUUUGGGGGCUGGACAUCCUAGGCCCGUUUCCUUGGGCGCCAGGGGGCUAUCGCUACCUCUACGUCGCCAGCGACAAGUUCACCAAGUGGGCAGAGGUGGAAGCUGUCUGCGCCAUUCCGGAUGGCUCCGCAGUCAAGUUCAUCAAGGGCCUCAUAUGCUACGCCUCGGUGGCACGCCCUCGGAGCAAUGGCCAGGCUGAGUGCGCCAACGCAGAGUGGAGGGUGCACCGCCAGCAAAGGCUGCGCGCGCGGGCAAACGUCUGCCAACCGCGGGCCAGGGCCACGCUCCCGGCGGCGGAGAUCUUCACCGCGACCCAGGAGGCCCUGCUGCAGCAGCCGUCCGCCUGGAGCCAGAGCCCGCCGGGGGCACCGGCCGGCAGUUCGCUGGCGAAGAAGAGGGGAAGCUCGAGCCAGUUGCCGGUUGGAUCCGUCGACCACACGACAAACUCCGGCAGCACCUCUGCCGAGUGA
Molecule: messenger RNA, 2262 nt
Organism: Aegilops tauschii subsp. strangulata
Lineage: Eukaryota; Viridiplantae; Streptophyta; Magnoliopsida; Poales; Poaceae
Molecular function (GO): nucleic acid binding; RNA-DNA hybrid ribonuclease activity
Source: RefSeq, a predicted model, not a curated record